Drosophila hydei is the source of this 469-nucleotide messenger RNA. Its product is annotated as histidine-rich glycoprotein. Lineage: Eukaryota; Metazoa; Arthropoda; Insecta; Diptera; Drosophilidae. The coding region runs from base 82 to 414 and encodes 110 amino acids. The transcript has 3 exons. The record is from RefSeq and is a predicted model, not a curated record.
CAUUGGCAAACGCAGCGGCCACAAACCACACAACAAGAGUCGAGUUCGCAAAACUAAGCCAACAACAACAAAUACCUAACUAUGAACGCUCUUAAAAUCUUCAUCUUUGUUGCGCUCUUCGCUGUGGCCUACUGCGCGCCCAGUCCCGGUUUCUUUGGCAAACAUGAACAUCAUACAAUCCAUGUGCCCUACAAGGUGCACACGGUGCAUCAUCAUCAUGUCCAGAAGAUCGCUGUGCCUGUGGUGAAGCAUGUGCCCGUCUACAAGGAGGUGCAUGUGCCGGUCUAUAAGGAGGUGCCCGUGCAUCAUGUGCAUCACGAAGAGAUUGUGCCCGUCCAUGUGCAUGAAGAUCAUCACGACUACCAUCACGACUUCCAUAAGGGCUGGUCAUCCUCCCUCUCACAUGGCUGGUAGAGCCAGAAAGACAGAGAGAGGCUUUGUAAAUAUCUGUACAAUUUAGUGAAAAGAA